This is a messenger RNA of Physcomitrium patens, 3696 nucleotides long. Its product is annotated as ATP-dependent zinc metalloprotease FTSH 8, mitochondrial. NCBI's taxonomy places the organism in Eukaryota, Viridiplantae, Streptophyta, Bryopsida, Funariales, Funariaceae. Gene Ontology annotation, biological process: mitochondrial protein processing. Gene Ontology annotation, molecular function: zinc ion binding; ATP binding; ATP hydrolysis activity. The record is from RefSeq and is a predicted model, not a curated record. Gene Ontology annotation, cellular component: m-AAA complex; chloroplast thylakoid membrane.
CGAAGCCUGGUCGAGGCCCCAUUUGCGUCGAGGUUGCAUCAAGAGGUCUCUGAAUUAGACCCGCUGUAGAUUGUGCAGAAUUUCCUCUUUCGCUUCUUCGUACUCGGUCGUGACUCCUGUUUCAAUGUCCUAGUGGAUGGAAAUCUAGCAAGCCAAAAUUCGCCGAACAGGGAACAGAAGCGGUUCAGUUUUGAGGAGGAAUUGUGGCAGAAAGUGCAGGAAGAUUGAGGCGGUGUUGUGGGAGCUUCAAUGAGGCGAAGGAUUCUUUAGGUUGCAUAUAUGUUCCUCUACUUGGCGAAUUUCAUUUUUACGGGCUAGGGUGGGUGUGCUAUUGGCCCUACAGCGAGAGAGAGAGAGAGAGAGAGAGAGAGAGAGAGAGCUUGAUUUGAAAGUCGUGGACACGAUUUUAAGGCUUGUCAGAAUUGGAAUAUCAGAGGGCUGUGGAUUCUCUUUAGUUUGUGAAAGUCGUGGAACUGGAGGAAAAUUGCAGGUUUGGUCGAAGUUAAAGCGCGCGCCAGGGGCGCAUUUGCAGGACAAGUAAUUACGGGUAAAUUCUGAUAAGAUGUCAUCGCAAAGGUCGGCAGCGCUGGCACGUCGGCUGCGUCGCAAUUUCCAGGAAGUUUUGACAGAUCAGGUUACUUCUAGCGCUCAGGGACGCAAGAGUGAUAGUAUUUUAGGGCACAGCAAGGCAUUCUCAGCAUCAAGCAUUCAGGGGCAAAAUAUAUCUAGGAGAUGGGCACACCGCAUUGGAUUGUUGAAAUCAGGAAUUGCCGACUAUGUAGUAACAAAAACAGCGCUUGACAGGUUUGGCACUUCUAGGCGAUGUAUUCAUGAAAUUGCAAGAAGGAAUGGGAGCGGCACUGCUGGAAGGGCUGUUCUUCAGAAUCUUGGAAGCAAGAGAUCGUUAUGUUCUGAAAUCCCUAAGAAGAAAGGGUUUGAGAAUUAUUAUCCGAAGAACCGGAAGGAAAUUCCCGAAGGUCGGAACGAGCCGAAAUCGGAGCAGAAAGGAGAGCAAGAAUCCAAGCAAGAGGGCGACAAGAUGUCUACAGAGACGUCUAAGUCACAAAUACAGUCUCUAAUCGCCACUGGUGCUGCAACAGUGGCCAUUCUUACCUCUCUUUCCAUGGGCCGUAGUGAUGCUCAGCAGAUCAGUUUUCAGGAGUUCAAGAACAAGUUGCUGGAAUCGGGUCUAGUCGACAGAAUCGAAAUCACUAACAAAAGCCUAGCCAAAGUAUAUGUUUAUAGAGGUUCACAACAGGGUGCUCAAGCAAGAGGAAGUGAAGGUGGUAGUAUUGAUGGAGGAAUGGAUGACGUGCAGACUGAUUCACGGCCACAAGCUGGGCGCUCGAAUUCUGUGUAUAAGUAUUACUUCAACAUUGGAAGUAUCGAUUCGUUUGAGCGUAAGUUGGAAGAUGCACAGGAUGCAUUAAAUGCAGAUCCCCAUGAUUACAUUCCUGUUACAUAUGUGUCGGAGAUGAGCUGGCAACAGGAGCUUUUGCGUUUGGCUCCUACUAUAUUGUUAAUAGCUGGAUACAUCUACUUCACUAGGCGUAUGCAAGGUGGUUUUGGGGUGGGCGGAGGUGGUGGUGGUAUGGGUGGGCGUGGAAUAUUCAACGUGGGAAAAGCUCAAGUUACUAAGCUUAGCAAGAAACAGAAGGACAAGGUAAUGUUCAAAGAUGUUGCUGGUUGUGACGAGGCAAAACAAGAGAUUAUGGAGUUCGUUCACUUUUUGAAAAACCCCAAGAAGUAUCAGGAACUUGGUGCUAAAAUUCCAAAGGGAGCUCUUUUGGUUGGUCCACCUGGUACGGGAAAGACCUUGUUGGCGAAGGCAACGGCCGGAGAAGCAGGAGUACCAUUUCUUUCUAUCAGUGGAUCAGAUUUUAUGGAAAUGUUUGUAGGGGUUGGUCCUUCUCGAGUCAGAGAUUUGUUUGCCCAAGCAAGGCAGGCUAGCCCUAGUAUUAUUUUCAUAGAUGAGAUUGACGCAAUUGGACGCGCUAGAGGACGAGGGGGAUUUGCAGGAGCUAAUGAUGAGCGUGAAAGUACUCUUAACCAGCUUCUAGUUGAAAUGGAUGGGUUUGGCACAACUACUGGCGUCGUAGUUCUUGCGGGAACUAACAGACCUGACAUUUUAGAUAAGGCUUUGUUGCGUCCUGGACGAUUCGAUCGGCAGAUUGCGAUCGAUCGACCUGAUAUUAACGGAAGGGAGCAGAUUUUCAGGAUAUAUCUUCAGAAGCUAAAGCUGGAUCAAGAUCCUGUUUAUUAUUCUCAACGAAUGGCAGCUUUAACUCCUGGGUUUGCUGGUGCUGAUAUUGCAAAUGUGUGCAACGAGGCUGCUCUAAUUUGUGCCAGAAACGAGAAAACAGUGAUCACCAUGGAGCAUUUUGAAGCUGCUAUUGAUCGAAUCAUUGGUGGCCUGGAAAAGAAGAAUCGGGUAAUCAGCAAGGAAGAAAGGAGGACAGUGGCGUAUCACGAAGCUGGGCAUGCAGUCACGGGCUGGUUCUUAGAAUAUGCUGAACCAUUGCUCAAAGUGUCAAUCGUACCACGUGGUACUGCUGCUUUAGGUUUUGCUCAGUAUUUACCAAAUGAGAAUCUGCUUAUGACAAAGGAGCAGCUUUUGGACAUGACAUGUAUGACACUUGGAGGUCGUGCCGCUGAGCAGGUACUGUUAGGUAAAAUAUCAACAGGUGCACAGAAUGACUUGGAGAAAGUUACGAAAAUGACUUAUGCACAAGUUGCAGUAUAUGGGUUUAGUGAAAAAGUUGGUCUUCUCUCGUUUCCACCGAAGGAUGACGGCCUUGAAAUGUCAAAGCCUUAUAGCAAUGAGACAGGUGAAAUCAUCGAUAAGGAGGCUCGAGAUUGGGUGGCCUUGGCAUACGAAAGAACACUCGCUUUAAUUACAAGGCACAAAGAAGGUGUGGAAGCCCUUGCACUUAAGCUUUUGGAGAAGGAAGUCUUGCAUCAGGAAGAUUUGGUAGCCAUUUUGGGUGAAAGGCCCUUCAAGCAUGCAGAACUUUCAAAUUACGAUAAGUUCAAACUUGGUUUUCCCUCUUCUCGGGAUGACCAGGUUAAACUAGGAUCAGCGCAGCCGUCUGAGAAUGGCAUUCCUCCUGAACACCCGUCAUCCCCUCCUCCAACUCCUCCAGGUUUGGAUGGGUCUCAGCCUGUACCGGCUAUAUUGUGAAGCAAUGCUUCAGUGGUGUUGCAGCUCAUAGAAAUGUCAUAAUGCUACCCGUCCGGUCAGCAACUGCAGGGCUGAGAGAGUUCAAGUUCGAUACUUGUUUCUCAACGUUGAAGGUAGUAUGCAUCAAUAUGCGUUACGCAGAUUGCACCAGCGCUCUCCUCUUUGAGGCUACAAGGCAUCUGGAGUGCUUGUUCUAGCAACACUCGCAAGAUACGGCGGCUUCUGAGCCUUACAUUUUUAGUAUGGGAGCAAAUAAUGUAAUUAACUUUGUGUCUUAGUGGUUGAUGAUUGCGAUUGGUACUUCCAAAUGUUAAGCAAUCGCAAAGGGCCAUUCUUCUUGCCACUUGUGCGAUUGUUUUCCCUAACAGCAUAUGCUAGUGAUGUUUCGCCAUGUUAAUAUACAUAACAGAAAAUAUAGUGCAGAUGAAUUUGAAGCUGAAACUGGCUAUCGGACCAGAAGACUCUAGCUGAUGUUUGUACAAGUGUUCCUUCAAAAGGGCUCUUUUUAAAGUCUA